Molecule: messenger RNA, 801 nt
Organism: Castor canadensis (American beaver)
Lineage: Eukaryota; Metazoa; Chordata; Mammalia; Rodentia; Castoridae
Source: RefSeq, a predicted model, not a curated record
AUGGGCCGCCGCCACUGGCAGGGCCCCGGGGGGCCCUCCUCGUUUUCUCCGUUUAACGGAAGCUGGAGAUUCUCUGCGCCGCUGCGAGGUUCCAGCACUGUCAAGAAGAACCUUACAUACGAAUACGCUCCUAACAGCUUAUUGGGCUCCUGCCCCCUCAUUGGUCUGCUGGUCCAUGUAAAUGUCCUCUUCGCCCAACCCGAGCUGAUAGAAAAUGUCAGGACCUUCUAUGCGUUCCUCCUUAUGAAAGAUGCUGGGUGCUGUACCUUUAAUGAAGAAGUUGUGUACCGGGUGAAAAAAACAAAAAAGAAAAAGGAAAAAGAGGAAAAACCUGCACCCCCACCCCGUCCAAAGCCCACUUUCCAGACAAAGAAGCCUCCUGCUAACAGUGAACUCGCAGCCAGAAAGAUCCAGGCCUGGUGGCGAGGCACGCUGGUGCGCCGGACGCUACUGCACGCGGCCCUCCGAGCUUGCAUCAUUCAGUUCUGGUGGAGGAAGACUCUGGCCAGGCUGCUGGAGAAGAAACGGAGGCAGAUGCUGGAGUCGUUUGUGCGGCAAGAACGGGCAGCUGUGACUCUGCAGUCCUGGAUCCGAAUGUGGUUCAUCCGCCUGCAAUACUGUCGUUUGCUCAACGCUGUCCGCAUCAUCCAGGCUUUUUGGCGGUGGCAUAGUUGCCAUGCUCGUGGCGCUUUGGGGGGAAGCUAUGAGCUCACAGCAAGCCAACUAAAACUCCAGCUUGAUAUCUAUGGGCCACAGAUUUGUCGGAUUAUGGACUGCAUCCCCUUUCCAAUAAAACACUAA